Cucurbita maxima (winter squash) is the source of this 1155-nucleotide messenger RNA. RefSeq names its product protease Do-like 5, chloroplastic. The transcript has 8 exons. NCBI's taxonomy places the organism in Eukaryota, Viridiplantae, Streptophyta, Magnoliopsida, Cucurbitales, Cucurbitaceae. Gene Ontology annotation, biological process: proteolysis. Gene Ontology annotation, molecular function: serine-type endopeptidase activity. The coding region runs from base 91 to 1008 and encodes 305 amino acids. The record is from RefSeq and is a predicted model, not a curated record.
UGAAAAAAUCCAUGGAAGAUAAUUGUAUUUCUAAAAAAACAACGAUAAGAUUGCUCAGUUGAAGAUUCAUUGGAAGAAAAGUGGAAAUCCAUGGCGUUGGGCUCGCUGGGAAUUCGUCUUCUUCCAGUUUCAUCUCCCCCUAAUUCGUCGGAAAUUUCCUUACCCUUCAGUUCGCGAAGAGCCAUAGUGUUUGCCCCGACUGUUUUAAUGGCUUCCCUGCUCGCUUUCCCUGUUCCCAGUUUUGCCGCUCUUCUCCAACUGCAAGACGAGGUUCCACAAGAAGAAGAUAGAAUCGUUGGCCUUUUCCAGGAAACUUCACCGUCGGUUGUUUGUAUAAAGAAUCUUGAAAUUGCUAAAAAACCCCAAAACCCUUCUGAAGAGGCCAUGCUUAUUGAGGAUGAUGAGAACGCCAAGGUCAAAGGGACUGGUUCGGGGUUUAUUUGGGAUAAAUUUGGCCAUAUCGUUACUAAUUACCAUGUCGUUUCUGCAUUGGCUACUGAUAAUAGUGGAUUACAGCGUUGUAAGGUAAAUUUGGUCGAUGUUAAAGGAAAUGGAAUCUCUAGAGAUGCAAAGAUUGUAGGAUUUGAUCCAGAGUAUGAUCUAGCUGUUCUUAAGGUGGAACUUCAAGGACAUGAACUAAAGCCCAUAGUCUUUGGUACCUCUCGAAGUUUACGUGUUGGUCAGAGCUGCUAUGCCAUUGGCAACCCUUUUGGUUAUGAGAAGACACUCACAGCAGGAGUGAUCAGCGGACUGGGUAGAGAAAUUCCAUCCCCAAAUGGAAGGGCCAUCAGGGGAGCUAUUCAGACAGAUGCUGCUAUUAGUGCAGGGAAUUCAGGGGGGCCAUUAGUUGACUUAUACGGCCAUGUAAUUGGAGUCAACACAGCAACUUUCACUCGCAAAGGAACUGGAAUGUCUUCUGGUGUUAAUUUUGCAAUACCAAUAGACACAGUUGUACGGACUGUCCCAUAUCUUAUUGUAUAUGGAACACCUUACAGUGAGAGAUUUUGAACGAGUUUUACCAUCUUAAGGGAACACAGCAGUCAUUCAAGCAGAACCAACUCCUCUUCAAGACGAUAGAACACACUGUAAAUGAAUUUGCUUUCUCUAGUGUAUUAUCCAUAUGCAUUUCAAGAUCUUGGUCUGAGCAUUAUUCUU